This is a messenger RNA of Anguilla rostrata (American eel), 2997 nucleotides long. It is a transcript of the gene gpr18, whose product is annotated as G protein-coupled receptor 18. Bases 384 to 1379 code for a protein of 331 amino acids. The record is from RefSeq and is a predicted model, not a curated record. Gene Ontology annotation, cellular component: plasma membrane. Gene Ontology annotation, molecular function: G protein-coupled receptor activity. Lineage: Eukaryota; Metazoa; Chordata; Actinopteri; Anguilliformes; Anguillidae. The transcript is spliced from 2 exons. Gene Ontology annotation, biological process: phospholipase C-activating G protein-coupled receptor signaling pathway; positive regulation of Rho protein signal transduction.
GCCAGCGUUGCCAUCUGCUUGGGCCCAACCCCCCCCCAAGGGAGAAUUCAUUUGCAUGAACGCACAAUACCAUCGCACUGUACACGUUCCCAUGGGUUGAGCAUGCAAUGUUUCUCUUCUUCUCUUCUACCUGUCGACGUGAGCACAAAGCUCAGGCAGGAAGCGGAGGGGCUGCAGGCAGGAAGUGGAGGGGCUUCACACAGGCUGCAACUGCAAGGAACCUGCCCCCGAAAUAACAGCUCGCAUCACUUCCUCUCCAGACACAGAGCGUGGUGUUCGGAGAGACGGCCGGAGGCUACAGCGCGCGUCCUGCAGAGCGAGAGGCGCAGGAGUACCCCGAUGAGACAGCGGGCGUCCGAGGGGACACGCGGCGAGGAGCUACCAUGGAUACGGAUCAGAACCAGACAGAGAGCGGAGUGUUCCAGGAGCUGGUCCCGCGGGAGUACCGGCUGGCCGGCCUGGUGUUCUACAGCUUCAUCUUCAUCAUCGGCAUCGUGGUCAACCUGACCGCGCUCUGGGUCUUCAGCAUGACCACCAAGAAGCGGAACUCGGUCACCAUCUACAUGAUCAACGUGGCCGUGGUGGACCUGAUCUUCAUCCUGCUGCUGCCCUUCCGCAUGGCGUACUACGGGCUGGACCGCUGGCCCUUCGGCGACGCGUUCUGCCGCGUCAGCGCCGCGCUGACCAUCUUCUACCCCUGCAUGGCGCUGUGGCUGUUCGCCCUGAUCAGCGCCGACCGCUACGUGGCCAUCGUGCAGCCGCGGCACAGCAAGGAGCUGAAGAACGUGCGCAAGGCCGUCGUGUCCUGCGUGGGCGUCUGGGUCAUGUGCCUGGGCAGCGCCGCGCCCCUCCUCUUCGCCGCCGACGACCCGGACCGCGCCGCCAACUUCACCACCUGCGCCAAGACGCGCGACAUCGAGCACCUGCGGCACAACAACCCGGUGAACUUCGUGCGGCUGGUGUGCUUCUUCCUGGUGCCCCUGUGCAUCAUGGUGGUGUGCUACGCGGUCAUCGUGCACAGCCUGGCGCGCGGACGCACCUCGCGGCUCAAGCCCAAGGUCAAGCGCAAGUCCGUGCGCAUCAUCGUGGCGCUCACCGUGCAGGUGCUGCUCUGCUUCCUGCCCUUCCACAUCUGCUUCCUGGCGCAGCUCCUGGGCGCCGAGGGGCGGGGCUACAGCGCCUGGGCCGCCUUCACCACCUUCAUGAUGACGCUGAGCACGGUGCUGGACGUCAUCCUCUACUACAUCGUGUCCAAGCAGUUCCAGGACCGCGUCAUCAGCGUCAUCCUCUACAGGAACUACCUGCGCAGCGUCCGCCGCAAGAGCGUGCGCACGGGCAGCGUGCGGUCGCUAAGCAACCUCGCCAGCGGCGUCAUCUGAGCCUCGCCCCCAGCCAAUCAGCGGCCCCCGCCCGAGCCAUCCGACCCACCGCCAAAACGCCCGCGCGGUCACGGCAGAGGCACUGGGCCUCCUGUAUUUGUAGCACUUUAUAUGGCGCGUACGUAUUUAAUCGCUUAAUUAUGCAUCCGCACGAGCGAAUUAGCCAACUGAUCUGAGCCUAUAAUUGCACACCCCCGUUAAGAGGACCGGACUGUGAAUCUGACCAGGACACUGGGGAGCCAGUGGGUUUCCUCCGGGUACUCCGGUUUUCUCCCACAGUCCAAAGACAUGCAGGUAAGGCUAAUUGGAGACUCUAAAUUGCCCAUAGGUAUGAGCGUGUGAGUGAAUGGUGUGUGUGCCCUGCGAUAGAUUGGCGGCCUGUCCAGGGUGUAUUCCUGCCUCUCGCCCAAUGCACGCUGGGACAGGCUCCAGCAACCCCUGUGACCCUGCUGAGGAUAAGCGGGUAUAGAUAACAGAUGGACGGAUGGAUGGACUGGGGAGCCACACACUCGGAGUGUUAAGUGAUAUCAGGACAAUAUCAGUGAGUGGGGUGAGUGUGCAGGCCAGGACACGGUACAGACUGGGACAGGCCAGGACACGGUACAGACUGGGACAGGCCAGGACACGGUACAGACUGGGACAGGCCAGGACACGGUACAGACUGGGACAGGGUGUUAAAAGUGAGGACUCACGGUCCCGAUGGCAGGACUUCCACCCCCAGAUGAAAGACAUGGUACAGGGCCUCAGCCAGCAGGACGUCCACCAGCGCCGAGAGGACCCAGGUUCCCAGCAGAAAGGACUGCAGAGAGAGAGCAGGUCAGAACCCAAGCAAGGCCUUCAAAACGGACCGUCCUUUAGUGAUCACAGGCAGUGUUCGCACGAUUUAGGAAAAAGCUUUCAUUCUCAACUGCCAAUGUAGGUACCGGUGCAUUCUUCUGUUUUAAAGUCACACUUUUCCAAUUAGAAAUUCUUAGUUUUCAUCUGCAAAUCAUUAGUCCAUAAUCUGUUAUGUGUAAGGGUGAAUUAUUGAAUGUGAAUAAUCUAUUUUUAAGAUACAAACUAUUGUAUGUAUACUGUAUGACUAAACAACAAGGGCAAAUUAAUAAAAACCUGAUGGUACUUUCCAUUGAAAAGUAAUAGUUCAGUAGCCAGCUCAUUAAAUGUGAAUGAAACUAGCCUAACACAGUGUUGCAAUUAAUGAGUAAGUAAAAUUGUGCUCACAGAAACUGUUUAUAUAGCCUGCAAUCCAGUCUUCCAACAGAAAGACUGCAGUACAACCUCUUCUUUAUCCACCAUUAAAAACCAUCAAGUUUAGUUUGCUAUACUCUUCAAUAAAUCUCACUAUUACUAGUUAUUACUAAUAAAAGCAUUCACUGUACUGGCGCUCGCCUGGAAAUUAAAAAUUCGAAAGAGAAUCAUGAAUGUACAGAUUCGUGUUUGCACAUAAAAAUGAUUUUAUAUGUUGCAAAAAUGUGUGGUUUCCCAACCAGACACUAAAAACAAGCUCAGAGACAAGUGGCAAACCAAGCCACUUCAUUUGUACUGCACUGUCAAUAUUUCAAUGUGAAUAUUUUUUAAUUUCUUCUGUACUCAGAUAAUAAAAAGGAUAUUUGUUUUA